Perkinsus marinus ATCC 50983 is the source of this 2087-nucleotide messenger RNA. Its product is annotated as sphingosine kinase, putative. Gene Ontology annotation, molecular function: kinase activity. The coding region runs from base 17 to 1675 and encodes 552 amino acids. NCBI's taxonomy places the organism in Eukaryota, Perkinsozoa, Perkinsida, Perkinsidae. The transcript has 13 exons. The record is from RefSeq and is a predicted model, not a curated record.
UUCUUUCCCGGUUUCUAUGCCGGUCUUCGGAGGAGGUUCGAAGCUCGGUGUAUUCUCGUCGGUGCUAGGCAAGCACACGACCUAUCGUUCUGAGCGUACCAAAUUCGAUGCUACUGAAGACUUCUCUUACACCGAGUGCAAGUUGCUCAACAAAAAAGGGCUACUCGUGCUAAUCAAAGUCAACCCUUCAACGCAAGAGCUCAUCCUGGCUGCUGGGAGAGACAGAGUCUUCAUCCCGGUAUUUGACGUCCUCGGUGCGAAGAAGAUCGAGAAUGCGGACGAGAAGGCUGGAAGAUUCCGGUUGGAUUUUUGGGUGUGCCCUCAGCAGUACCUCGAGCCUUCUGUGAGGGAACUAAAGCAAGUUAGAUUGGCGUUCGAGAGCGACGAGGCUCGCACUGAAUGGUACGAGACUUUGAGAGCAAAGCAAGCGGCUGGGAAGGUCUUGGUUUUCGUGAACCCUUAUGGAGGAAAAAGGAUUGCGAGGGAACUCUUUCGCAAGUUCUUGAAGCCCAUGUUUGCGAUCGCCGAUGUCGAGUAUGAUAAAGUAGAGACGACUCACCGGAUGCACAUAGAAGAAGAUUGCGAGCGUUUGGAUGUCGACCGCUAUAGAAUGGUCAUUGUUAUUGGUGGCGACGGUACCGUCGAUGAGGCUGUCAAUGGUCUAUCUAGGAAUCCAGAUCCACGAGCUAGGUUCGUGCCUGUGGGGCAGCUGCCUGGCGGCACUGCUAAUGCUCUGGCUGAAGUCCGCGGCGUUGCGAACCCCCUCACGGCAUCGUUUUACUCUGCAAAAGGAUCGUAUCGACCACUUGACGUGAUGAAGGUUGUUAAUGAGACUGGGACCAUCGAUAUCAUUGCAACGUGCAUGGUGUCCCUCGGUUUUAUCUCUUUCGUGAAUAUGAAGGCUCGUGGGUGGAGGGAUCUCCUGGGAACUGCCAGAUAUGGUGUAUGCGGCGCUCGCAGUGUUAUCUGUGCCAAGGUGACGGAUUACGAAGCUGAUAUCAAGACCGUUCAUAAUCUGGAUGAUAUGAAUAGCUCAUCACCUAGUAAGGGCUCGAGCCUGGUGGAAGAUUCUAGAAGGAGUGGCGAUAGCAAUACGACUUCGGGAAAAUUGAGCACGACCGACGACGUUGAUGUCGAUUUCACUGGUAGUUGCAGUGUGACGAAGACUAGGAGCGACAAGGGAAGCUACGAUAUCGUCAGUCCUGAGCUCUUCCGAGAUGUUCAUAAUAAACACAUCUAUCCUCCGCCCAAGAAUUUUGCCCCUUGUUCCGUCGGUGACGAGCUGAAGCGGAGUGAGAGUAUGUUCCUGACUACAAAUCGCAAUAAGGUUCAGCUACUACACUAUUUUUCACUGAUUGGUUUACAUAAAUCGUCAACGGCUCUAAAGGAUGCUACGGGGCAUCGUCCCACUUUUGAUAUUGAGCAUGGCGUACAGCGAGUCGAGUUGAAGCCUAAGGGGAAGAUUGCUGAUAAACAUAAAAUUGCGUAUAGCAUUGAUGGGGAGUGUUAUUGGUCCGAUUCAACUUUGACGGUUAUAUAUCUGCCGAACUUCUGCUAUAUGAUUGGUCAUCCUGUUUCUGGCAACAGUGAGAGCGAAGGAUCUCUGAGGAGGACGUCAUAUUUGCAGGUUCCUUGUGCUUCUGAAGUGUCACGGCUCCGUACGGACUGUGUAUGAUGAUGAACAUAGGAAGGGCUGCGUCUGUGGCUCUUCUGUUAUUGGGGGAUUUUUCCGUCUUGAUCACCGGUUAUGUGUGAAGAAAUUUUCGCCUUGGUCUCGAGGCUAUCUCAUUCGUAUCAUAUGAUCGUGAAUCCUAAUUGUCUUGCUCAAGUUCGCCCGGUCGAUGGAUGACUGUGUUUCAGUAGUCGUUCACAUAGUCUUACUGAUUAUCAGCAGUUUUAUAUUCGAAUUUUGUACACUUUUAUCAUUCACAUGUAUAUACUCUGGCAAAGGCAGCCUAUGGUUGCGUCGUAUUUCUGGAUCGCUUUUACUCUCCUUGUCGAGAGUAUGAGAGGCUCACUAGUUACAUAGGUUUUGUUGCGGUAGCAAUUGUGUUGGUAUUAUCAUAAUAUUGUUAUCGUCUUUCGGG